Molecule: messenger RNA, 1529 nt
Organism: Syzygium oleosum
Lineage: Eukaryota; Viridiplantae; Streptophyta; Magnoliopsida; Myrtales; Myrtaceae
Exons: 2
Coding region: 129-1529 (466 amino acids)
Source: RefSeq, a predicted model, not a curated record
GGCAGAGCAUAGUAAUAAUUCAUCGAUACUGACUUGUAUUUGUGCACUUCGUCAUUGUACUUACUGAUAUUUCUUUCGUUUUGACGGAUCUAAAUGUCAGUCUUCCAUCAAUUGGAGUCAAUGUCAGCAUGUCUGAACUCAGGCUUGAAGAUGAAGCUAUGGUUAUCAGUACAACCAUUGAACGUGCAAUUGUUGCUGAACAGAAUCAAUCUGAAGAAGCUGUCGACAUGGCUACUGGAGGUUUACCAUCCCAGCACUCACUUGUUCUUUCAUUACCCAUAGUGCCAGAACAAGACUUGAGAGUUUCCCUCUCUGCUUCACCUUCUCCGCCGACUCAAGUGACUGGUCCAGUGUUAACUCCAGAAGGUGGGAACAGAGUAAUGAAUGAAGAUGAUCCUGCAACUAUCGGUAUUCAAAAAUCUACUCCUGUCGAUGAAUCUGAAACUGUUGAUGCUUCUACUCUUGGAUCUAAUCCUGUUGAGAUGAUUGAUCCUGCCCCUAAUCCUCUAGUUGAUCUGAUACCGACAUUGCCUCUUGAUCAACCACCAGCAACCUUCUGGAUGCCACAAUCAACACAUCAGAUCGAUGUUGAAGCUGUGUUAGAUCCGCCAAUGAUCCACACAGAGGAUAUCAGCAUCUUCAGGACUAAGCUUGAGAGGGUUAAAACAAUUUUACACUCCGAAGAUGCAAGCUCUGUUAGUACUUCAUCGGAGUCUGGAUCGACGUCUAUUAUCACUGACGAGAUAGUAAAGGCCAAGUGGUACGAAUUUCUCGAACUCUCGAGGGGUGGCCAUCUAUCAAUUGUCACUGACCCGUCAGUUGAUGAGAAGGUUAAAACUCUGUUGAGCGAGCUGUGUGGCAGUAAUAUUUGCUUCACUGGGUCUCCUAGGUUUAGAAAACGCUGUGAAGAAUUCUUGGCUCAAUUUCUCAGUGGGGUUGAUACUUAUAAGCAGAAUUGCGAGAAAAUAGCCACAUUGGCAUUAUGGGAGAAGAGACGUAGGCUUUCGCAUGAGUCUGUUGAGAGUGUUGAGAAAACAGUAGAAAACCAAACUGCACAAGAAUCUGUUAAAGCUGCUGAAUCACUGGUAAAGGAAACAGAUGAUAGUAAUGCUCCUGCUCAGACACAGGAAAGCAGAUCUCCACCAGCAGCAAAUACGGUUGAUGACAGAGAGGAAUUUGAGGAAAUUCCAGAAACAGCUACUAUGGAUGCUGAUAUUCAGGGGGAGCUUCAGAAAGAUAAAGGAGUCCAAAUUGAACGGCCAAACUUUGAACAAUUCCAAGGUCAGACCUCCCAUGACGAAACCAUUCUUUCUGUGUUGCUUGAAAUUAAAGAACAACAAUCUGCAUUGAGAGAAGACAUGCAGAACUCGAAGACAAUUGUUGAAGAAAUGAUUCAGAAUGUCAAGCUUCAAGUAGAACAGAAUAUGGCAACAAUUGAGAAAGCAAUUGGUCAAUGCAUGUCUAAGUUUGAGGAUGCUGUUCAGAAUUUGGAGUACUUUCAACUUGUUCGGGUCCCUUUUAAGCCAUAG